ACACGCCGUUCUGAGAUUUGACGUCAUUCUUCGAAGCUGUGGUUAGCAAAAGCACUAUCCCUGCUGCUUGGUCUGGGAUAUUUUAGAAAAGCAUCUUUUCUGUUUUCAAGUACUUUUGUCAGUAAACAUGUCCGCACCUCCGCCUUAUUCUGAGACAAAGGAGCAGUUUCCUCCACCACCUCUCGUGAAUCAAGGUAUGAAUGAAUAUUUAUCUCUAUGUCAAAUUACUUGUAUACGGAAUUGGUUUCCGGAAUGUGAUACUGCUAUCAUCACACUCGUCCUCAUACCACAUUCUAUUCUUUUUGAUGUGCAAACGAGCUGUACAAAAUCGGCUUUGAGACUUGCUUCCUGAGAAUAAGACUAGAAGUAGGGAGAGUUUAUCUAAUUAAUUCCAUUUUCAUUAUUCUAGACACAUCACACAAAGAUUAUCACUUUUAACUAAAGGUUGAGAUUAAAACUAGUUUAAGUUAAUAAUAGAAUAACUGUAAUGCUAAGUAAUAUUGCAUAAUUUUCCCUGAUAUUUUUUCAUUUUAACUUUAUCUUGUUUAAAGAUUAUGACAUUUAUACAUUUCCAGCAGGUUAUUCGUCUUUAACUCCAGCUCCGCCAGCUUAUGGACAGAUUCCCGGACAAACUGGUACCAUGCACUCGAACGUUACUGUUGUAACAACUCAACCCACUGCAGUAUUAGUUCAUCAAUUUCGUGAAUUUCCAGUUCAAAUGAAUUGUACUCGUUGCAAUGCUCAAAUACUCACUGCCACCGACUACGAAGUAGGAGCUCUGACUUGGGUUUUGGCUGCAGAUUAUAUAAAAGCUUCUCAAGCUAUAGACUGCGAAAAUUUACCUCAUUCCUUUACUAUUGAUGAGGUGUUUCAUUUUAGCUUACCAAGAAUUAUUUCAAAGAAUAUAUCAUCGCCUAAUAAUGUUAGAAUAGAGUUUAUUAUUAUCCCUGAACCUGACAAUAUUGAUAAAGAUCAUUUCGUAUUUGCCUCCCGAGACCUUGACAUGUUUGAAAUUAUCCAAAAUCCUUAUCGCAUUGAUAUUUUGGAACUAAAAGAACACGAUGCUGUAACUGCAUCAGUUGAAUUGGAAUACUGUUUCUCAUAUGGAAUAUUUGGUUAUGGUUACUCUACUAUAUUUGCGCUAAGCUGUUUAAAUAAGCCCUUCAAAGAUAUUCUAUCCCAUUGCCUGUUCUUCAGACCCGAAGUAAUAAGUAAAAGAUUAGAUUCUGGAAGACAGUAUAAAAAUUAA
This is a messenger RNA of Dimorphilus gyrociliatus, 1249 nucleotides long. The record is from the annotation of a GenBank genome assembly. NCBI's taxonomy places the organism in Eukaryota, Metazoa, Annelida, Polychaeta, Dinophilidae.